GGAGUCCAAUGGAAGCCUUCGUCGCAACCCGGAGGAAACAAUCGAGUGCGAUUUAGCUUAAAAAUAGUAGCUGAUAUAAUUAAAUGGGGUUAUAAACCGUAUGUUUUCCAAACAAUCUGGGGCUGCCGUUCUUGCUGUUGCAUUUCAAACCCGCUGAUUUGCCGUUAACGGCGUCUGUCGGGCCUUGUUUAUACUGUGCAGGGCAGCUUGGAUCAGGGACGCAGGCCCGGUCCUGUGCGAGUUUAACGGCCGUUUCGGGUCUGGAGUGUGUUUUGUGCGGAUCGUCCCUUUAGCUCACCAAAGAAUAUGACCCAGAUGCAACAAUGACAUCCAGAUUUGGUAAAACCUACAGCCGCAAGGGAGGAGAGGGCACGUCCAAGUUUGACGAGGUUCUGUCCACCAAGAGAGGCACCCUCAGUACCAAAUGGGGUGACACCACUUACAAGGCCAAGGUGGGCUCCAAGCGUGUCGGCGCACCCAAGAAUGAUUCUGUCCUGGAGGUUUACAAGAGACCCCGUCCGAACGGAGAUGGCUUUGAGGAUCCGUUUGGAUUUGACAGCGAUGAGGAAUCCAAGCCGGUGUCAUCUCGCAGCGGCAACAAGUCGUCGCCUGCCAAGCCGAACUCCGCAGAGCCUCCACAAGCGGAGAGGCCGGGGAUUUCUCUGAACACGGGGAGCAGGUCCAGCCUCCAGGGGGGAUCCCACACUUUGACGUCCGCUCGGGGGGCGUCAUGGAUGGCCAAUGACAGGAGCCAGCCCAGGGUGUUGGAGGACACCGCUCGGUUCUUCAACAGCAGCAGUGCUAGCAUCGGAAAGUCUCAGCAGAGUUCCUCGUCGUCAGAGAACCAGCACAGCUACUCGUGGUACCAAAAUGCUUCUGAGAGCGAUAAGAAGCCCCUGCCGCAGACCACCACCCUGAAGACGGGGUCCAAGGCCGAGUCCGCCUACGACGCCUGGGACGACAUCAUGGGUCUCCGUCCGCCCUCGCCCUGCCAGGAACCUCGUAACCCCGCCCCUACGCUCUCCUUGGCUACAGCCGGCAUCACUGUGGGCGGCUCGGGCCUCGGGCAGACCCGGCACGAGAAGCCCCCCUCUCCUCCACGGCUCCAGAUCCCCAGCGAACACGAGGACUUCGGGGGCGACUUGGACUUCCUUGUCGAGACGUCAGACUGCUCCCAGACUUCCUCGUCACUUCUAAGAAACUCUAACUGUCGGACGUACAGGAGGCCGAACAAGCAGGGCUCUGACAAAGCCUCGGACUCCAGCGGCUCUGCCAGCGGCGUCUCUGGCACAGAUCUCCCCGAAUCCACAUCUGACGGCAGUAAUAAGAGCACAGGUGGAGGACGGGGACGGGGCAGGACGAGGGACUUCACAGUGCUGCACCCCUCCUCCGUGUCCAUGUGUAACGUCACCAUCCAAGACCGAGGAGUGGAGGAGUUUAGCACGGAUGCGGCGCCCUCUAGUGGGAGCAGCAGUGCCGGGUCCGGCAGUACGACGGAGCUGGGAGAGGCGGGGUGGCAGCGGAAGAAGACGGAACAACAACAAACCACAAGGUUGAAACAAACUCCGACAAAGUCAAAGAAGGACAGUAAGCUGGAGCUGUUUGGAUUCGAAGACGCAGACGCCCAUCAGGAGGAAAACAGCGCAGACAACGCAGACGGACGAUCCAGCUACAAGAUCCAGUACUUCGGAUUUGACGACAUGAGCGACAGCGACGGGGAGGACGAGGACGACGGCGCUAAAGAGAGGAGGAGGGCCAAGAAGGCAGCUGCGGCCGCCAAGAGAGUCCCGGUGGAGACCGAGGAAGAAACGCCCACCGAUGAACCGCCGGAUCCCUUCGAGGCGCUGGAGAGACUGGAGGCCUUGGAGAGGCUGCAGAGGCUGGAGAGGCUGGACAGACCGGCACCCAAGGAGAGCAAGAAGAACUCUGAGAGGCAGGAGAGCCGGAUACAAACAGCGGUCCUGGACUUCUCUGAGGACAGCCUCAGAGUGCUGGCCCGGGCUCCCAGGAGGCCGCCUCAGGGCAAAGCAACCGAGAAGAACCCCGACUCCUUCCGGAGGAUCUUCAGCGCACAUAAGAAGUCUCCCACCAAAGCCGUGUACAACGCCAGACACUGGACCCUGGAGAGCGAAGAGGAGCCGCCGCAAACCUUCGUGUCCCGCUCACAGACGGCUCCUGUAAGUUCUCUCUGCUCUGUGUGUUCAGCACCGUGUUCCACACGCAGCACUGUUUCUAACACCUCCUCUCACCAGGCGGGAGGAUCCAGUAAGGAGCUCUCCGAUGCUUCCAAGGACGACGGUGUUUUUAAAGCUCCUCCUCCACCUCCCAAGGUCACCAAGUGCGUCACCCUCCCCACGGAUCUGUACCAGGACACCGUCACCGCACUGAAAUGCCGCAAAGAGCACAAGGAGCUGUACACAGUCGUCCAGCACGUGAAGCACUUCAACGACGUGGUGGAGUUCGGAGAGAACCAGGAGUUCACUGAUGACUUUGAGUAUCUGGCUACAGGUCUGAAGAGCGGACAGCCUCUCAACACACGCUGCCUUAGUGUGAUCAGCCUGGCGACGCGCUGCGCCAUGCCCAGCUUCAGGAUGCACCUGAGGGCCAGAGGGAAGGUGGCUCAGGUGUUCAAAACACUCAAUGACGCCCCGCAGCACUCGAACCUGGCUCUGUGUACUGCGUCUCUGAUGUACAUCCUCAGCAGAGACCGGCUGAACAUGGAUCUGGACCGGUCCUGUCUGGAUCUGAUGAUCCGGCUGCUGGAGAUGGACCACGAUCAGGGCGCCGCGGCCGUGACGGGGCCGACGGACCCCGACGCUCAGUUCAGCGCCAGAGAAAUCGCCAAGAUGAAGGAGAAGAUCAGGAAGCUCUGCGACACCGUGCACAACAAGCACCUGGACUUGCAGAACAUAACGACGGGACAUUUAGCCAUGGAGACGUUACUGUCUCUGACGUCAAAGCGAGCGGGAGACUGGUUCAAAGAGGAGCUGCGGCUCCUGGGAGGACUGGACCACAUAGUAGAUAAAGUGAAGGAGUGCGUGGAUAACUUGAACCAGGAGGACGAGAAGGAGAAGAUGGUGUCGUCUCUGUGGGGAGCCGAGCGCUGCUUACGGGUGUUGGAGAGUGUGACGGUGCACAACCCAGAGAACCAGAGCUACCUGAUCGCCUACAAAGACUCAUCACUCAUCAUCUCCUCUGCAAAGGUGCUGCGGAGGUGUGAGGAGAUGAUCCAGCGCUACAGCAGGGAGCUGAACUCAGACGGCGCCGUGGGGAAAGCAGUGGAGGACUGUAUGAGGGCCAUCAUAGGAGUCCUGCUCAACCUGACGCACGACAACGAGUGGGGCAGUACGAAGACCGGAGAGCAGGAGGAUUUAAUAUUGACAGCUCUGAACUGUGUUCUCAAAGUACCUCAGUAUCUUCCACAAGAGCAGAGGUUCGACAUCCGAGUACUGGGUCUGGGCCUGCUGAUCAACCUGGUGGAGUACAGCGCCAGGAACAAGUACUUCUUGAUGGAGAUGGAGAUGGAGGGAGGUCAGGGUCCCUGCGACUCCACCGUCCUGCUGAACCCUCAGCUCCAGGACGUCCCCAUCUCCGGCCCGCUCAGCGCCAUCGCUGCACUUGUACAGUUGUUCCUCCAGCGCGAGCGUGCCGCCAUCCAGGCUGAGGCGCAGACUGAUGACCUCAUCAAGGAGGCGCCGAAGCCCGCGCAGGACAAGAGCGGGCAGUGGCAGGAGUCGGGCGGGGAGAUCCAGUGGGUGGCCAACGACAACAUCCCCCCCGACAAACAACAACAGGAGGAGGAGGAGAAGAAGAAGGAGAAGGACGAGGAGGACCACGAGCUGGACCUCAACAAAGCUCUGCAGCAUGCAGGGAAGCACAUGGAGGACAGCAUCGUGGCCUCAUACACAGCACUGCUGCUGGGCUGCCUGUGUCAGGGGAGCCCGUUGAAUGUGACUACUGUGAGAGAUAACCUGCCCAAAGGAGAUUUCUCCAUCAUGACAGAAAUGCUGAAGAAGUUCCUGAACUUCAUGAACCUCACAUGUGACGUCGGCACCACAGGACAGAAGUCCAUCUCCCGGAUCAUUGACUAUCUGGAGCACUGCUAGAGAGAACACACACACACACACACACACACACGCACACACACACACACACACCCAUCUCCAUCAUCUUCCUCUGCGUGUUGUGACCAGACGUCCUCCGCUUACAGGAGCUUCUCCUUGUUGUUGCCGGGAAACAAGAUAACUGAAUGAAAAGGGAGUUGUUGUUUUUUUUAUCCCCUUAAAGUGACUUGAGAAGAACUUAAAUUUAUUCUGACUUAUGACCCCCCCCCCCAGCUGUUAUUUUACUUUUAUUAAAGAUACAAUCCAAGUCAGUAUUUUACUUUUUCCACUCGUCCUGUUUAUAAAAAAGCUCAGAACUCUUUUCAAAAAUAUGUUUUGCUUUUGGUACCUUUUACCCCCCCCCCCCCCCCCCCCCCCCCCCCCCCCGCGCCUUUGUAUCGAUUGUUGCCAGAUUGGAGUCGAGCGGCCAUUCCCCCCCCAGCCUGUCAUCAGAGCCUUGCACCCCUCAGCAGGUGAUGAUCACCAAACAACUCCAGUGCUUAAAAAAACUACUGACCGAAAUAAUCUCUCCGCACGCCGUCUCCUCCUCCUCUUCCUCCGUGCUGCUUUGACCUCUCCGCUCCGUCUGAAGGAGGCGGUUAGAGGCAGAGAAAUCAAGUAUUGGUUUCCGACCCUGAACGGCCUUGUGAAGCGCGGCGCUUCUUUAAGCGUGUACUUGUUGUUUUUCAUUAAGUCAUUUUUUAUCUGUAUAUAACUAGAAAUCUUCUCUUUGGCCGUAAGAGCUUUUUCCUCCUUUCUGCAGCAAACCAGCUGAUUUUCAAUCGGUCGUUCUUCUUGUGCCGUUAUCAAACAGCUCCCAGCAUGCCGAGCACACGCCUGAGACUGAAGCACGACGACCUGCAGGUUGUUAAAGCUCUCUGGAAACUUUGAACAACGCAGAAACGUUAUUCCUUUUCAAAGAAUUGAUCGUCGACAUCAAAGCUUUUGUGGCCUGGCCAGACCCCGAGGUGUGUGUGUGUGUGUGUGUGUGUGUGUGUGUGUGUGUGUGUGUGUGUGUGUGACGCAGACAAGAGCCUUCAAUUACAGCACAAAGGCAGCGGCCGGCCUGAGAGGUGCGGACGAGCCGCUUCACUCUGGUGCGAGACCCCAGCGGAGAGGCUGCAACUUUAUUUUUCGGUAUUUUUUUUAACUCGAGCUGUUAAAUCCCAAAGUUUCUGUCGUUCCCAGGAUGCAACGCUGCAGGUUCGUGAACACAAAGAGGAAUUCAAAGACUUUUUCUUUUCUCUUGUGGAUGUUUCAGAUCGAUAAAUAAUUUCCCAGAUGUCAAGCUUCACGGGAAUAAAAGAGACCUUUCGUUCAGAGGGAAGCGCACGUUCGCAGCGUUUGUUUCGUGUCGCUUCAUCUUGAGUUGGAACACAUUUCUUUAUAAAUGGUUAAAAACUUGUUUAUAUUUUCUCAGCACAACAAAUGUAACUUUCUGUUGAAGAGUCUUAAGUUUGGUUAUUGCAGUAAAUACUAUUUAAACUGAACCUCGUGAGUCAUUAACCCUAAUGAACCAUUAAUCUACAGACUCACUUUGUAAACCGGAAACGUAGAAAGUUCAAAUCUGGUUUUGACGCUUUUCCCAAAACAAAAGUUACAUUUUCUUUUUUUUGAGCAAAAUCACAAACUUUCAGUUCAAAUGAAUAAUUAAAGUUUACGUUCUCCGCACGCCCGACGUUCUUCGGCGCGUCGUCUCUCGCAUGAUCCAAGAAGGAAACUUUAAGUUCUCGAAUUUCAUCCGUUUGUAAAAGUUGGUAAAAGCGUGUUUGUCCCGUUGACUUGCAUUUGUCUGUUCCUCUGUGAUCAUGACACACACACACACACACACACACACACACACACACUCUUUUUUGUUUGUUUUAAGUUUACAAGAGCUUUAUUCACACACCUCUGGAAGAAUGAAUGGAAGAGCUUUUUGUACAUAGUUGUUGUACAUAGAUUGGUUUCCUUGUGUAAGAGGAGAGGUUGAUGGGUGACGGGGUCGGGUGGGGGGGGGUUGAAUUUAAAUUUAGACCGGUAGACUCUACUUUUCUGAAUCUGACUCUAUUUUUCAUUUUCUAAAGCCUUUUCUCCGUCGUGUUGUUGUUUUGGACAGACAGACAGAGAGCUUCUUAACAAGCCAACUGCAGGAAAAACUUGAUCUUUGUACCAAUUUGCAGACUGAUGUCUUUGGUUAUCUGUACAUACUUUUAAAAUAAUAAAAAUUGCUACUUUCAGUA
Messenger RNA from Cottoperca gobio, 6325 nucleotides. RefSeq names its product wings apart-like protein homolog. The transcript has 19 exons. The coding region runs from base 324 to 4106 and encodes 1260 amino acids. Lineage: Eukaryota; Metazoa; Chordata; Actinopteri; Perciformes; Bovichtidae. The record is from RefSeq and is a predicted model, not a curated record.